Drosophila hydei is the source of this 1240-nucleotide messenger RNA. It is a transcript of the gene hbn, whose product is annotated as homeobox protein orthopedia. Lineage: Eukaryota; Metazoa; Arthropoda; Insecta; Diptera; Drosophilidae. Gene Ontology annotation, biological process: regulation of transcription by RNA polymerase II. Gene Ontology annotation, molecular function: RNA polymerase II transcription regulatory region sequence-specific DNA binding; DNA-binding transcription factor activity, RNA polymerase II-specific. Bases 1 to 1203 code for a protein of 400 amino acids. The transcript is spliced from 5 exons. The record is from RefSeq and is a predicted model, not a curated record.
AUGAUGACAACAACAACAACGGCACAGCAUUCGAACAUCAUGCCACCAGCCAUGCGACCUGUACAGGAAAGCCCCGUUUCACGACCACGCGCCGUCUACAGCAUCGAUCAGAUAUUAGGCAAUCAGCAUCAAACGAAACGAAGUGAUACGCCCAAUGAGGUGCUGAUAACUCACGCACAUCACAUACAUCAUCUGCAUAACAGCAGCAGCAACAACAACAACAACAGCUUGCUGCAGCAUCAGCAGCAGCAACAACUGCAACAACAAUAUCAGCACCACCAGCAACAGCAGCAACAUCAGGAGCAGCGGCAGCAGCAGCAGCAGCAACAUUUGCUGGGCAAGCGCGAGGACUCGCCCACGAACACGGAAAGCGGCCUGGAUGUGGACAACGACGACGACUUGUCCUCGAGCCUCAAUAAUGGCCAAGAUCUGGGCGAUAUGGAAAGGCCGCGCAAAGUUCGUAGAUCUCGGACAACUUUUACAACAUUUCAAUUGCAUCAAUUGGAACGCGCGUUCGAGAAGACGCAAUAUCCGGAUGUGUUCACAAGGGAGGAUCUGGCCAUGCGGCUCGACCUGAGCGAAGCACGCGUUCAGGUCUGGUUCCAGAAUCGACGCGCCAAAUGGCGUAAACGUGAGAAGUUUAUGAAUCAGGACAAGGCUGGCUAUCUGCUGCCCGACCAAGGCAUGCCCGAGUUUCCUUUGGGCAUACCACUGCCGCCGCACGGCUUGCCUGGGCAUCCGCUGCCCGCCGAGUUUUGGCCUCCGCAUUUUGCUUUGCAUCAGCAUUUCAAUCCGGCUCUGCUGCCCCAGCAGCUGAUGCCGCCCCACUACAAGCUGCCCAACUUCCACACGCUGCUCUCCCAGUACAUGGGUCUGAGUAAUUUGAAUGGCAUCUUUGGAGCUGGUGCCGCAGCAGCUGCAGCCGCUGCCUCCGCCUCUGCCUCAGUUGCCGUUGGCUAUCCGCAGAAUUUGUCGCUGCAUUCAUCGUCGUCGUCGGCACAGGUGAGCCCGCCCUGCAGCAACAGCAGUCCACGUGAGAGUCCCAACUCCUUGGCCACGCACCCACUCUCGCACGGCGCCACGACUUUGAUCUCCGGUGACCUGACGCUCACCUCGACGGCAGCGCAAUCGCCACGCAGCGCCACAGGUGGCAGCAGCAAUGCCUCGACACCUGUCUCCGUGGUCACCAAGAGCGAAGACUGAAGAGCGAGCUAGCCAAGCAGCUGGUAUAGUGAUAUAU